Messenger RNA from Polistes dominula (European paper wasp), 1584 nucleotides. RefSeq lists its product as uncharacterized. The record is from RefSeq and is a predicted model, not a curated record. Lineage: Eukaryota; Metazoa; Arthropoda; Insecta; Hymenoptera; Vespidae.
AGUCAAUCAGUGCGGUGCCGGUAGUAACAUUGUCGUCGCGUGACUUUUCUUCUUCUAAUUAUGUACAAAUUUCAAACAGUUCCAUUAACGAAUGGAAAGAAUAUAUUGCAGAUUGAAGGAGAAGAUGACGUUUAUAAAUAAUCCAUUGCAGUUCUCUCCAUCUACGUAUGUAUAUCCCAACCUAUUACAAUGGACUGUUCCUGGUUCGCAGUGUACCUGACUCUAGGUUGUCUCGUUGCCGGAGUACUACCACAGUAUAGAGAGAAAAAUACCAGCACGGCCGAAAACGACGCGGUUCAAGCCCUCCUGGCCAGAUACCUUCAGAAACGUCUCCAAGGUACUCAACUGUCGACCCUGCCGCCACCAGCCGUCAUCUUCAACUCUCGUCAUCGGGCCAAAGUUCGUCAGGCCGGUGCUCAUCAGAAAACCUCCAACACUGCUGGAUUAACUCGUUACAAGGAUACUAGGAAGAACAACAAAGAGGACUACGUGGACGAUGAUUACGUGGACGAUCUUCAAGGGUUCGAAGACAGCGAUAGGAGUAGGACUAGAAUCGAUCUUCUUGCUGAUGACUGUCCAAAUUGCGUGGACGAACAGAGCAACACCUUGAGCACUUCGAGAUGGACGAUGCCGUUGCUGAAACUUGGGGAGAAACGAUACUACCUGGGUAUAUUUUUCAAGGCAAAUUGGUACAGAGCGUCGCAGUACUGUCGUUAUCAUGGUAUGCACUUGGCUAGCAUAGCAUCGCAAGAGGAAAACGAUAGACUGGAGAAACACAUCAAAGAUUUUGGCCUUGGACACGAACAUUUCUGGACGUCUGGUACCGAUCAAGCGGAAGAAGGAACCUUCUUUUGGAUGGCCAAUGGUCGGCCAAUCACAUUCGAGAAUUGGAACGUUGGCGAACCGAACAAUUUUCGAUACGAGAACGGCGAAGAGGAACAUUGUUUGGAAUUGUGGAAUAGGGACGGUAAAGGGUUGAAAUGGAACGACAGUCCUUGCAGCUUCGAAACUUUCUUCGUCUGUGAAGUGCAGUGAGGGAGAGAGAGAGAUUGGGUCGUCGUAACAUGAGCGAUAACAACCCACACACGCGCACGUACACACAUAGACGACGACACAUGUUAAAGGGUAAGAAGGACGAAUAGGAUAGACGUCGAGGAGACGUCGAAAAUGGAAGUAGGAAGGAUGGAAAGAACGAGAAGUCUGUCAGGCAAUUUUCAAACCUCCUUCGAGCUAACCCGGUGCCAAAGGUUUUCCCAGGAAUGUGUGUAGUCAGUCCUUCAUCGAUCACUUUGGUUUCGUUUACGCUUACGCGAGGCGGCGUACGGAAAGAAGGAGAAAAGAGUGGAAUGGGCACUUCCAAGGAAAUCUAUGGAGAAGAAAAGAGUUUCCGAAUUGACCGAAAAAACAAACAAAAAAAAACGUCACAGGAUGGAGAAGUGUUUUAUUGUCAACGUCGUGCCAGGGAAGUUCUUAUCGUGUAUUUUUUGGUGUUUUCACGUGUUCAACGAUCCGUGUGUGUAUGUGUGUGUGUAAAAAAAAGUGCGUGCAUGUCUCGUUGGUUUUAUUUUAUUCUCUCUAUUUUUU